AUGGCUUGGAAGGUGUCCACGCGCGCCUCCGCGAACAUCCCUGACGCGGAACAACGUCUCGGUAACCCCAACAUUGCCCUCAAACCAUUAUUAUAUUGGACACGCAAGGCGCUCUGGGUGCUCAACGCCACGGUGUCGUCGGUGGAGGGUCGCGGGGGUGCGGGCGGGGCAUGCGAGCCCGCGCCCUCGCCCGCGCCCGACGCGGAGGCGCCUGUCCGCCACCGCCGCCGCCACCGCCCGCUCUACCGCCGGCUCUUCCACUAUUUCCGCUCCGCGUGGACCGGCGUCAAAUUUGCUCUAGGUCUCACCGAGCAGUCAGAAAAUUCGGAACUCGAGGAGUUGGGUGAGCAGCUGCCGCGGUACCGGCCGGACUCGAUCGCGGCGCUGCGGCGCGCGACGCGCUUCACGGAGCCCGAGCUCAAACGGCUGUACCGAGGGUUCAAGGCAGAGUGCCCCACCGGCGUGGUGCGGGAGGACACCUUCAAGAUUAUAUACGCGCAGUUCUUCCCGCAGGGAGCAAACACAGCCCAGUAUGCACACUACGUGUUCAAUACACUCGACCAAGAUAGAAGUGGCCUGUUAAGUUUUGAGGAGUUUGUGACUGGGUUAUCGAUAUUAUCGAGGGGGACGCUAGAAGAGAAACUUCGAUGGACAUUCUCGCUGUACGACAUAAACGGCGACGGGUGCAUAACUAAAGAAGAGAUGACAGAAAUCGUGGGAGCUGUCUAUGACCUUAUGGGGAAGAUUGUGGAGCCGACGGUAGAUGAUGACGUAGUGCGUGAUAAAGUCGAAAGGCUAUUUCAGAAGAUGGACCUGAACCGGGACGGAGUUCUCACGCUGGACGAAUUCCUGGACUGCUGCAUCAGAGACGAAGAGAUCUCACGAUCCAUGGGUGUCUUCGACAGCAAUUUCUGACGGCCCGUUGAAGUGCGCGCGCUCCUACGCCGCGCCACACCGCCCAAUCCGAGACGAGAAAAUAAUGUCACAUAAAUUAUUUUACAUAACCGACGCACUAUACAUACGAGGAACUUGGGGUUGAUGUGAGUACGAUUGGUGAUAUGAUUGUGGAAAGAUCAGACAUUUUGUGCCGACCUCAGAUAAUGGGACAAGAUAAAGCACGUUUGAAUGUGAACCUUACCAAGGCACCUAUUUGAUAUUUUCAAUGGUCAAUACUUCUCCCUUAUUAAUGUGAGAGUUAACUUUUAAGGUGUACGUAUAAUGAGGUUGUAACAAAAACAAUAUUAAGGAUAGAGCAAAAAGUACUUAAUUACGAUAUGUGAUUAUACGUAAUUUUUUGCUUUUCGAUACGUUUCUCGUCGUAGGUGCAUGAUGUUAUAAAGUCGUUAUGGAUUUGGUGCAGUGGAUAUUAUAUGUUUAAGUCGUCACUUUUGUAUAAAGUUAAUAUGUUAGUGCUUUAUUACAUUUACUUGAAUGAGAAUCAGACCAAUGUAUUAGUGUAUGUAAAUUUUGCAUGUAAGCCAUUGAUGAUGUAGAAGUGACUCGCGAAAAACCCUUUAAUAUUUCCGGUAACGAUAGGUAGGUAUCAGAUAACGUGACAAUCGCUUAUCUACUUAUCCCAUUCUUUCUCUAUGAGCGACUAAGUGUAAAACAUUAAGAUAUCGCUGGGUAUUUGCCGCGUUAUCUCAGAAUCUUCGAAGUUUUCUAUAUUUCAUUUGCCUGUAGAAAAGAAAGAUUGAAUAAGUAGUUAGGUAGGUAUAAAAUUUGCCUUACACUCUGGGCGCAAAAAUACUUAUGGCUAUUGAUAAACUCUUGUAACUGUUCUUGCCAGCUUAAGGCGUUAUGCUGGCGCUAGUGUGCAGCUAAUAGCGCUCAAGUACAGUCCGCGCCCCGACAGUCGGUAACUGCAACAACGUGGCCAAUCUGUUAUUGAUUGUUCCACUUUGUCACGGGACUUUCGUAGCGCAGACUAGCUUCGGUUUCAAUCUAAUUCUAUUAUAGCGGGUAGUCUGUAUCCAAACAUAGAUCAACUUUUAUAAUAGUCCCUAAUUGCAUGUUUCCUGAGAUAUUAGAUUCUUUCUAAGUAGAACCAUACAGAGAUAAUGGUUAAACUUAAGCUAAUUAUUAUUUUCUUCGUAUUUUACUCGCAUACUACUCUUCUUAAGGAGCACGUCUACUUUUUAUUAUACUCGUACUUACUCUUACUUUCAGUGAUAUAAAAAUAGGUACAGAUUAGGUAUAUGUACAUUAUACAAAUUAUUUAGAUACUUACCUACUUAGGUAUCGAUUUAUUUCCCUCUUCUUGCCUCUAAGGAGAUUUAUAGAUAUUAGCUAAAUAAAUAAAAACGAGUUUAUGAGUGCUACAUUUGGCUUAUUCUGCUGGGGAUUUUUUGACAAUUUGUUCCAGAAUUCCCUUUAGAUUACUUUUGUUAAAUUUUGACUAAAUAUCAUCUAUAUUCAUAAUAAAUGACCAAUAAAUAUUUAAUGUAUUUUUUAAUUUUAAAAAGGUUUUAAAAUUUGAACACAUACACUUACAUUAAUGGCACCAAUGGCCAAUGACCACAGUAUCUAUGUCCGUAUGUAAAAAUAAUGCGAAGGGAAAUAUAAUUUAAGAGGAAUUCUGGAACAAACUGUCCUGUAUCCCCUUCUGUAUAUGCGAAGAGGAUAAUUAUGGAUACCAAAAUCCUUCAAGAAUUUCCUUCAAGAUAAGCCGUUCCUUUCCUGUCAAAUUAUGAUAAUUAGACGUACGAUUGAAAACUGCAUUGUGAAAAAAUACCUUUUAUCUAGUAUGUACUUAAAUAAAUAUUGCUAUUCCUCUUUUCUAUCACCUUUACUUAGUUCAUGUCUAAAUCUUCGUGCAAAAUUCUUCUCUCUUGACUCUUCUUCAUUUUGAAUUGUUCCGGCCAUUUUUUAUAGAAUGUUUAGAAUAUAAUAUUUAUUUAGGGGGUUUAUAGUGUACCUACCAUUUAGGAUUUGUACUUAUUUGAAUGUUUUAGGGAUAAUUAAAGGCGACAUUGCUAUAUUUUUUUUCCUGCUUUUAAUAUAAUCAUAUUUACAAAACAGCUAUAAAAAUGAUAAUAUUCAGCAUUAUAUCGGAUGGCCUAAAAUGGUUGUUGGUUGUCAAGUCGAUAACAAGUAAAACAUAAAAAACACUGCCAUAAUUUUUACAUAUUUAAAUCAUCAUCAAACACUACAUAAAAUGGUAAAUUAUAUCUCUAUACUAACUUAACGGAGGGAAAUCAAAUUAUUUAUGUUUCGUCGGUGGUGACAAUAAAUAAAAUUGAAAAUGAAAAUAUUUUUGAAAAAGAAAGUACCUAAGUACUAUGUGAACCGAGUUUAUUUUAUUUUAAUGUAAAAUAUUUUUUAUAUAAAUAAAAUAUGAUAUGUAUUUAUGAAACUCCUAAAUAUUCUCUUAUACAUAUAGAAGUUGCAACUCACGUCAAUAUAAGUAGGAUCUAUUUUCUAAGAUAUUAUCAAAAUAUAAAUGUAAAUACUGUUGUAAAUAAAUUAAAAGUACCUAGUUAUAUAGACUUAUUGUGUAUAUUUUCAUAGUGAAUGUUAAAUGGAACCAAGUAAAUAGAUGGCGUACUAAAAUCUUAUAGAAAUAAACAAUUUGAUGAAUGUCACCAAUAUGUAUUUAAAAUAAAAAAUACAUACCUAUGAUGUGAUGAAAAUUCAGAUAAAACGAUUGUAUUUGAUGGUAUUUGAUUCGACUAAGAAUCGGAGCAUAAUUUUAACCAAAUCCAAAGUUUUAGAUGCCUAUCAAUAGACAUUUUGUUAUAAAGUAAGCAUCAUUAUUGGUCGAGCUUAAAUAGAUAAGAAUUUUAUGUGUCUUCCUGAACAGGUAAACUGUUCCAAUAUUGGGUUUCACCACCAACUUUCAGUACGAUUUUAUUUUACUCCUGUAUUAUAUCCAAAAUAAUGCAUAACUCCUCUCGGCCCCACCCAACUGCCGUCACCUCUACCUUGAAUAACGAUUUCUCCUACAGUAAUAUUAUUCAACUUGGUUACUAUCUCCGGUUCAUUAACCUGCAAAUCUUAAUUUUACUAAGUACUUAUGAUUUAAGUAAGCAAAAAGUUAGGUAUAUCAAAGUUUUCAUCAAAGGUCUUUCUGUCAUCUAGCUGCAAUCACUGAUUCAAGUCACUGCACUUGCACUGCGCGUGCGCAUAGGUAUGAAUAUAUGACAUAGCUAUGAGACUGGCUGAGAGGAAGUUUAAUUUACGAAAAUAUAUAAACUUAUUUGUUGUAAGUGACAUCAUAAAAUAAAGUCUUAUGAAAUGAAAAUAAAUGUUGAAAAUUCAAAGUAUUUACAUUAUUGUCUAUUCUAAUAAUCUAGGCGGGUACUAUACCUACAGAAUUUUAAUCUAGAUAAAUUGGUUACUUUUUGGCGUCAUAAUUCUAUUUAUUGUUAAUAAAUACAUAUUAAAUUAAUUUGUUUGUACAAAGUAAUAAGUAAAACAAAGGUGUCCUAGUGCCAAAAUACUUAUAUAUACAUAUAAAUAAUAUUUUAUGCCGCUUCUUAUGUAUUUCUUAUCAUAAUUAUUGUAAUUUAGUAGCCAACAAUGUUGUUUUAUGUUACAUGAUGGUUACAUGGUAAUGGUGUCGAUGUGUAUUAAAUUAUUCAGCGUAUUAAUAGGCCUAUUAGGAGAAUUAAUUAACAAUACUUAUCGAUUUUGUCUAAAGUUCUAAUCUAAAGUCUACAGGUACUCGAUGUUAGUUACUUUAGCAUAGUAUUCUUUGGUCCUAUAGGACAUAAAUUGCAUGCAACUUUAUUUAGAUCUACGCUUAUUUUUUCCCCUCUCGGUAGGUGCACAAGUACCUACUCAGUUCACAUAGAAUACAGAACAUGUUUGUUUUCGUAAUAAUAAUGCAAUCAAAACCAAUUCUGAAAAUCAAGCUUUGUAUCGACCUAUGAAAAUGUAGUUUAUAUUUCAACAUUGAACAGAACUUUAAAAACAGAAUAUCUGUUCUAUCUACAAAGCAAAAAUAAGCAAAUCCACAUUAUGCAGGUUGUAUUGUUUAAAAAUUUAUCGAUUUCCAAAGUACAAAUUAUCCAUAUUAUAAAUUGCAAAAUUGGUCUUUUUUCGUUCUGGAGAUGAUCUACAUAUCAAUCAUUCAUUAUUCAAAUCAUCGAAAUACUCUCCAAAUUAAUAAUUUAAAAUCUUUAUUGUGUAUUCCAUUGUUAAAAUAAGCAAAUUUAAUUUAUAUAUAUGUUUAACUGUGCACAUUAAUUUCAUUCCCUACUUUAUGAAAUGUAAGUUUUAAAAUAUGUUUGUACUAUAAUAGUAUGGUACACAAACGUGCAUGAUAUGUGGUCGAUAAACAUUAUUUAGAGACGAAUAACUGAAUGUUAAAAUGUUUAUUUACAAAUCGUAAUUAUGUGUAUUUUAUAGAAAAAUAAAGAAAUGAAAAUAAA
Plodia interpunctella (Indianmeal moth) is the source of this 5375-nucleotide messenger RNA. Its product is annotated as Kv channel-interacting protein 1-like. The transcript is spliced from 7 exons. NCBI's taxonomy places the organism in Eukaryota, Metazoa, Arthropoda, Insecta, Lepidoptera, Pyralidae. Bases 1 to 915 code for a protein of 304 amino acids. Gene Ontology annotation, molecular function: calcium ion binding. The record is from RefSeq and is a predicted model, not a curated record.